UCAACUCUGCACAUUUCCAAGUCCUCUAAUCGCCUGGGCAGGCAAAGCUUCACAAGGUCUUGGCGAAAAGAUGACGAUGGAGUGAUCCCUGUGAUUGAGACCUUUCCUUUUUUACUUCAUCCUCACUCCUUCCCCUUCUGCUGAGGCAGUCACUCAUUCUUCGAUACUUCAUUCCCCUCACUCAUUCUGCGUCGCCGCUUCUCUUGCCACUCGUUUCAAGAGUUGUAGCCGGGAUGGUCGCAAUUACCACAAGCCUGUGCUUGACGGCCGUUGUCACCUUGAGUUGCUUAAGGAGAACUGAAGCUGCUCGAAGAUUCGAUCGACGCAGUGACCUUGACGAUGUGCCUCCUGUGAACGUCUCCACCUCAGGAUGGACAGUACCUCUUCACGGAGGCACGACAUGUGACUUGAAUGGGACUUGUACGGACUCACUUACCGCUCCGCCUGGGAACAAACCCCUUCAAUACCUUGCGGUGGCUCGUGGGGUCUACACCUGGACCUGCACAGGCGGUGGUCCAUCAGAGAAGCCCGUCUUCCAGUCUCAGUCGACUCAACUCUACAACGCGGCACCUCUUGUCACUCAACUUGCCAGCGAGGCUGCCUUCCAUGCAUUGAUUCCACAAUUGUGUGACUACGACUAUGCUCAACUCGAAAACUCGACUCUCGAAUGCAUGGGAACAAUAGGGACAAUCAACAACACGGCAAUCGUCACUCUUUUCGAGAUCGCCACUUUCGCUGCAACCUCGUUCGAAUCAAUAUUGGCUCCAAACGACCCCGAAUACAACGGCCCAUGGGGUCAUUCGAUCAGCCCGAGGAAAUCAUGGGAUGUCUAUCGUGUGGAAGUUGCUGGGGGCGCUCCGCCACUAUGUGGAAGCGAAGAACUUGAAUAUUCGAGUGACUAUGCGGCGGAAUACUGGUUCUUCCAUGCCGGAAGGGAAGACCUAUGGGCGGAUAUCAACGUCAAUAUCACAUCAGGGAGGACAACUGAAGAGAUUUGAGAAACUGGUGGAGAUGAGAGGAGCUACGGGAAAAGCAAUGGGCAUCCGGGACCUUGAGAAACACAAGCAGGAGAUGAAAAGCAAGAUGACGGAUUUCAUCAAGAUGGGUGAAGCAUUCAAGUCUGCAAGA
Molecule: messenger RNA, 1128 nt
Organism: Exophiala viscosa
Lineage: Eukaryota; Fungi; Ascomycota; Eurotiomycetes; Chaetothyriales; Herpotrichiellaceae
Exons: 2
Coding region: 234-998 (254 amino acids)
Source: RefSeq, a predicted model, not a curated record